Alternaria rosae is the source of this 811-nucleotide messenger RNA. RefSeq lists its product as uncharacterized. NCBI's taxonomy places the organism in Eukaryota, Fungi, Ascomycota, Dothideomycetes, Pleosporales, Pleosporaceae. The transcript has a single exon. The record is from RefSeq and is a predicted model, not a curated record. Bases 233 to 721 code for a protein of 162 amino acids.
UGUUCAAGGCGACAAUAUCGUCGGGAACAGCCUCUCCACCAUCCUCACCAUUGCCUCAAGCGGUCGCAUCAUGCUGGAGAUAGAAGAGAAUUCUAAAAGCCACAAGCGCUUUUGGAGAAGCUUUUCUUUACCUUGGGGUUAUGCUUAACGUUAACAGCGAUGCUGCAGUCAAAUCGAACCCAAGUUUCCCCAUUUCGCGCUGCUGAGCUGACGGUGUACUACUGGUCACCGAAUGUCGCGGGCGUCCUGCAGGCACGGGGCGCAGUUGUUCCACUUACAACUCUGCGCAAUUCCGCACGCAGAUUCAAAUCAAACCAAAGGCAGCUCAUACGCAUCGACUGCGAUUCCAGAAGAUCAGUCGGGCCAUGACAUUAUCUCCUCCUUCUCUAAGCCCCACGCCGGUCGGGCCGCCCAACAACCUCUGUUCGCAGUGCGCAACUCUCGAUCUGGACGAUGCACUCCGGUUCAAUCCGGGAAUACCGGUCCGAACCGUCUUCAAAAUAACUCGAUUGAAGCCAGAAACUUGCAGUUUCUGCAAAUUCCUAUCCGGCAAUCUCACGUCUCAGCAACUCCUCUUUUCGAAAAGAUCGAAGCACCCAUACUUUGUAUUGAACGACGCGGGGAAUACAGUCUCUUCGAUUUUCUCGAUAUCCGCAAUUCCAUUAUCUUCGAUCCAGAUGGACCCAUCAGUCAGAAUCUGCGAGCAAUCACACACCUAUGAUCGAUGAUUACACAGAAGUCCGCGAGUGGAUCGCCUCAUGCAUACAGAACCAUGGACAUAUACCUCGCAUAUUGAGUGAGUCAAAUCACG